AUAUGUGUUGAUGUGAAUGAUAUGAGGCCUCCAUUUGUGCAUUGAUUUCAAUGAGAAUUAAAGGAUUUGUCAAUAAAUCACAUCAUUUUGUCGUCAAUUAUAUUUACAUUUAAUUAUAUAAUUAAAUAAACAGUAAUUUUUGUCGCGAAAUGUUUGGACGCUUUCUAUCAGUGAGUCGUUUGACGGGAAAUGCAUUGAGAAUGCGAUCAAUGAAACCAAUAAUGGCGAGUCGUCUGAGCUCUGGAGGUGUGGACGCAAACCCGGGUCUCGCGGUUCCCAAACACGGCCGCAAAGAAUCGGAGGACGAGUUCGACCAAAGAUAUGUCAAUUACUUCAACCGCAAAGACAUCGAU
This is a messenger RNA of Medioppia subpectinata, 353 nucleotides long. NCBI's taxonomy places the organism in Eukaryota, Metazoa, Arthropoda, Arachnida, Sarcoptiformes, Oppiidae. The record is from the annotation of a GenBank genome assembly.